GCAAAGGGGACGCUGUCUCUGUUAUGGAGUGACAUCAGCACUGCUUUUCUCCGCACACAAUCUUUUCCUAUGAAUUUCCACUCGUAGAGGGGCGCGCGUCUCCACACACUUCCGUCUCAAGGAGUUCAACAACCGAAAGCCUCAUGAACAGCAUGAGCAGCUGCGGCUUCCUGAAUAUGGCGACGAUAGGAGAUUUUGACCCGCUCAGCGCCACUAUUCCAGCAACAAAAGUUGAGAUCACAGUUUCUUGCAGAAACCUGCUCGACAGGGACACAUUCUCCAAAUCAGAUCCAAUAUGUGUGCUGUACACUCAAGGCAUUGGCAACAAAGAGUGGCGAGAGUUCGGCCGAACGGAGGUCAUCGAUAACACCUUGAACCCAGACUUCGUCCGCAAGUUUAUACUGGACUACUUUUUUGAGGAAAGACAGAACUUAAGAUUUGAUCUGUACGAUGUUGACUCAAAGAGCACCAACCUGUCAAAACACGAUUUCUUAGGCCAAGCCUGUUGUACAUUGGGUGAGAUGGUGGGUUCAUUGGGCAGUCGUAUGGAGAAGCCUCUUGGGGGGAUUCCUGGGAAGAAAUGUGGAACGAUUAUUGUGAAGGCAGAGGAGCUUAGCAACUGCAGGGAGUCUGUGAUGAUGCAAUUUUGUGGCAACAAACUGGACAAAAAGGACUUCUUUGGAAAAUCUGACCCCUUCCUGGUGUUUUACCGCAGUAAUGAGGAUGGGACAUUCACAAUUUGCCAUAAAACAGAGGUGGUGAAGAACACACUGAACCCUGUGUGGCAGGCCUUCAAGAUACCUGUCAGAGCCUUAUGCAAUGGUGAUUAUGACAGAACGAUCAAGGUUGAAGUAUAUGACUGGGACCGAGAUGGCAGUCAUGACUUCAUUGGAGAAUUCAGCACAAGUUACAGAGAGCUAUCAAGAGGCCAGUCACAAUUCAACGUGUAUGAGGUCAUAAACCCCAAGAAGAAAGGCAAGAAGAAAAAAUACCUCAACUCUGGAACAGUUACGCUCCUGUCAUUUCUUGUUGACACUGAAGUUACCUUCCUAGACUAUAUCAAGGGCGGGACUCAGAUUAAUUUCACGGUGGCGAUUGAUUUCACAGCUUCUAAUGGCAACCCAGCCCAGCCCACCUCUCUCCAUUACAUGAGUCCAUAUCAGCUCAACGCCUACGCCAUGGCGCUCAAAGCUGUGGGGGAGAUCAUACAGGACUACGACAGCGACAAGAUGUUCCCUGCACUGGGCUUCGGAGCUAAACUGCCUCCUGAUGGGAGAGUAUCACAUGAGUUUGCCCUGAAUGGAAACCCCCAGAAUCCAUAUUGCAAUGGCAUUGAUGGAGUAAUGGAGGCGUAUUACCAGAGUCUUAAAUCUGUCCAGCUCUACGGUCCCACCAACUUCUCACCUGUCAUCAACCAUGUUGCCAGAUACGCUGCGUCAGUAAAGGACGGAUCACAGUACUUCAUCUUGCUCAUCAUCACAGAUGGAGUGAUAUCAGAUAUGGCCCAGACAAAGGAAUCCAUUGUUAAUGCUGCAUGUCUUCCCAUGUCAAUUAUUAUUGUUGGAGUCGGACCAGCUGAGUUUGAUGCCAUGGUUGAGUUAGAUGGAGAUGAAGUAAGGAUCUCUUCAAGAGGAAGAUUUGCUGAAAGAGACAUUGUGCAGUUUGUUCCAUUCAGAGACUACAUAGACCGUACUGGAAACCACAUACUCAGCAUGGCCCGCCUGGCCAAAGACGUUCUGGCUGAGAUCCCAGACCAGUUUCUCUCUUACAUGAGGACCAGAGGCAUCAAGCCAUCCCCAGCUCCCCCUCCGUACACACCCCCAGGACAACCACUGCAAACUCAGAUCUGAACGGGGCCCAGGAGCGAGCCUUGCUGUAUCUCAGUAUCUCUUUCUCAAUCACUCAGUGAUCUGAAGGUUCCCUCAGCUCUAUCUGUUCCUUUUCUCUUUGCACUAUGAUGGCUAAAAGAUGGACAUCGUGGUUAGACAGGGAUCUGAGGACAGGUUUACCUCUGUUAUAGGCGUUCUGUCUCACAAUGUCUUACUCCUUCUCUCUGUGUCUCUCAACGCCUGGCUAGCUCAUUUCUGAGGGCCAUGGUAGAAUGAAUAUUUGGUUCUAGCUCACUUAAGAAAUGAAAGCUAAAGGUGAAUAAAGUGAAGGAACGACUAACAUAUUGAGCUGACAGUGUCGCGCCCUGUCUCACAACAGCUGAACAGCUUCCUCUUCCUCCGACUGGAAAGAUUAAUCAAUCGCCAGUUGCAAACUGACUGUUGUAAAUAACUUUUGAAGUAGGUUUCUUCCGUCAUUUCGUAUCUCUUCCUAGCUCUGUUCUCUGAACUCUCACUCAGUGUUUACAUGUCAAUGAUUUUCUUACUGUUGAAUCGAACUUUUAUAAGCGUAACUUCUCAACAUGAAUCGCCGUAGAAAUCCUUGCUGCGUGUAAUAUUUGCCAUGCCUGUCAGGUCGCAGCGGCUGUUGUCGCCGCAGAAAACCACAUUUCUUGCAUGGAAAUGGUGUGCUCAGGCAUGAGAUGCAUGUUUUGAAAUGUUCACUUUAUUUGGCCUUUUCUCUCUUUCAUGAUUUCGUUAUAAACCAUUCACCUUUUCAUUUUACAUUUGAUUUCUCCUAUAUAUUCUUUCGUUUGAAUUAUUUUUGCCCUGAAACAAGUGCAAUAUAUGGGCAACUCAUUCUGUAAAGUGAACCUCAUGUGAUACAUUGUAUUUUUUUGCUGUUAAACCUGAGCAGCCGCUCUAAAAUAAGAGCCCAGUGGUCAAAAACACAGAUGCCAUUAUUUCCUGUCUUAAAACAUCGAUAUCGUAUUGAUGUUGUGUCAUUUUCUCCUGGUUUGAAGAUGUUUUGUUUAUAUUUAAUCAUAACCUUGUAGAGUUCCCCAAAGAUAGUGAAGAAAAAGCACAAAGCUAGUUAGGAAAUCCUCAUUUCAGGAUUGUGAAUAUGUCUAGAUUUUUCCUUGAGUGUUGAAACCAGAUGUGCAGAUGUGUCCAUUUAUUUACAAACGUUUUGUAAAGAUAUUUUUGAUAUUUUAUUAUUUUAGAAAUGUGCUGCUAUUAUCAGGAAACCCAAACCAAUUUUGGGCAUAAAGUCUUCAAAAUAUAUUUUUUUUUCUCUAUUUACCCAUCUCAUUUGUAUCUGUGGGUAUUUGUGACAAAGGUGUGGUUCCACCACAUGUACACUAGUGUUCAAAAAUGUUGUGUCACUUGACUGUAAUGCACAUUUAUACAUUUGGUAGACACCUCUUCUCUAAAGCAUUUUUAAUUAUUUCGUAAUAUUUUAAUAAUUUAAUAAUUUGUUACUUAUUAUCAUGGAUCACAAGAUAUUACAGGCCAUAACAAUAAAAUAAUUUUUGUGCAAAGUGUCAUUUAUAGCUUAAAAUCCUGAUUUUCUAUUUUUUUUAUUAGUCAAUAUCAAUUAUGUUACUGUCAAACUAUGACACCAGGGUAGAGUAACAGUUGACAGUCAUGUAUGUGUUUGUGAGAGACAGAGAGAGUGUGAGUGUUUCUCUGUGUAUGAAUGCAAGUUUUGUGACAUUGUGUCAACACUGUUACUCUUCCUUGGUAACAUAAUUUGACAGUAACAGAAUUGGCACUAUUUCAGACAACAGGAAAUCAUAAUUUGGUGAUUCAAUAGUUUUGGUCAGUUUGCUUUUGUUUUAAAUUGUGGGAAAUUACAAAUAAAGAAAAAGUGACCCUAAACUUUUGAAUAUAUAGACACUGAAAUGUAGAAUAACAAAACAAUUGACAUCAGCUUAGUUGUCAGCUUUUAUAUAUGAAACCUGAUAAAUAAAUUUGGACUGUCCUCCAAAAAUAACAAUAUCAAAGUUUGUUUGUGCAAGCAGCUUAUUACGACAUACAGUAACGUUUUAGGGAUAAGCGCCCUCUAGUGGCCAGCAGCUUAUUACAAUCUGUGGUUACGUUUCAAGGUUGGUUGCCGUACACUGUGUCAAAUUUCCUAAAUAUUAUGGUUUUAAAGAUAUUUUGAAGAAUCUAACACCAUCCCUACCCUAAACCCAACCACUUUUGGGCCAGUAAAAGUACAGUAUAGUCACAUGUUUUUAUUGCAUAAAUUGAGCAAUAAACAACAGUAUAAAAGUAUCACAAACAACUCACGUUGCAAACCUUGCGAAUUGAAGCCAUAAGAUCACUUUAUAUGAACAUUAACCGGAACAUUAGUCGUAAUGAUCGUUCACGAGACACACGACAGUCAAUGCUAUUUCACAAUCAAAGAUGAUGUAUCGCUUCUUCUGGCAGCAGUUUUUGAACGAGUGUCUGUCCGGAUUUGAGAUUUACAUCAGAUACUGAUCGCUUUUGUGUCCUUGGUACACUUGGAAUAUUUGUACUUUUUGAAAAGUGACUGUUUUGUAUGCCAUUUUAAUAUUAUAUCAUGGGUGUCGGAAGCAAAAAUGUGGGUGGGUCCAAAACAUUUUCUGGAGUAGAGGCCAUUUUCUUGUAUUGUGGUGCCUUUUAAUUAAAUAAUUGCUUUUAUAGCCUAAAACAGUGGUCUCCAACAAGGUGCCCAGGGGCACCAAGUUUCCCGCACAAAGUCUUUUUAUAUUAGCUUGGCUUCUUUUAUGUAUGUAAACAUAAAAAAAAUGACAAAAACAUACCAACAAGUAAAAUCAAAGUAAAAUUAUGUAAACCAAUAAAAGUUUUGAGUAGACAAUAUCAAAAAAGUAGCCCUUCAAAAAGAUUGGAGACCCCUGGUCUUAAAGCUUUGUUUACCUUGUUGUGUCGCAGGAGUGCAGCAGGCUCAAGUAGUGAAAACACGAAAUGGAGUUUAAUUAUAUGGACUCUAAAUUAGGGUGACCAUACGUGCCAUUCUUCCCGGACGCAUCCCGUCCAGGAUUUCGGUGCGUCUUCCGGAAGUCGUAUUUGUUGACCGCAUACGCCAUUCAGUUAAAAACAUAAGAUAUACAAUCGUAGUUUCAUUCUUACCUUAAAAUGUAACGGUUGCUUUUCGAAUACGACUUCCGGAAGACGAACACAAAAUCCUGGACGGGAUGCGUCCGGGAAGAAUGGCACGUAUGGUCACCCUACUCUAAAUGAGCCAAAUGGAAUGGAUUUGAGGAAGCAGCAGCAUGGAUGUCAUGGCUUAAGUUUCAUUUAUAAUGGCAUUCCUCUAGUGGAAUAAAUUUGACUGACAGCGCUCUGACAAGUAAACAGAGAAAUGCUCCAAAUUAGAGAAAAAGUGAUUGGGUCCAAUAGAGACAGAGCGCAGCGCGUCAUAACCUGAAAACCACGCCCAACGGGGGGAAAUCAAUCCAUCCGUCUCCAUUGACUUUGUAUUGCGAGAGGCUGCCUCCUUGUCAUUUUUGGCUUAUAACAAAAAAAACAUCAUAAUGCCUAAAAGCUGCUGUAUGACAGGAUGUACAGCUAACAAGCCAAAAAACCCAGAAAUAAGUUUUUAUAAGCUGUCGACCCCAAAAUAAUAGCGUUUAAAGACACAAAAGUGUAAACAGGCAACUUUUCAUAGUACUACUGUUAAUAGAACUGCGUCAGUAGGAGGAACAUAGUCGGUGAUCCACUUUUUUCUCUUUAAAUGCUGAGUUUUACAGCUCAACAUCUUAUAAAAACUUAUUUUUGGGUUUUUUGGUUUGUUAGCUGUACAUAUUGUCACACAGCAGCUUUUAGGCAUUAUUCUGUUUUUUGUUAUAAGCCAGAAAUGACAAGGAGGCAGCCUCUCGCAAUACAAAGUCAAUGGAGACGGUUGGAUUGUUUCCCUCCCACAGUGGGCGUGGUUUUCAAAUUUGCAUAACUGCGCUCUGUCUCUAUGCCAUGGGUCUUAAAAAGUGGGUGGGUCUUGUCUCCCCACAUAUAAUGGUUCCGACGAUCAUGUAUUAUAUAAUAAAUAUAUUGGUAUGGUAUAGGUCAAAAUGCCCAAAUAAUCAUAACAUAUCCCAAUAAAUGUCAUCAUAGCAAAAUUAUACCUCAAUAUAUUUCAUAGAUGUUUCAUCUGCUGCCGGUAGAUGUGCUAAUUUUGCUUAUUUAACACAUCUUUUGGUCGUAUUUAGGGAGUUGACAAACAACCUAAACAAUCGGAUUGGAGGAUAGGUUUUUAAAGUGUCUACCAAAACAUAGAAAUGUGUGUUUAAAAAUGUAAAAUACAUGAAUACAUAUGAAUACCAAUGAGAUCUCUCUGUCUUACUACAUAGCCUAGAACAAAACUGGAAAAUGGAAACACUGGUUUCAGAUGUCUUUGUGAUUUUUUUUUGUAAGAAAGAAAAUCAUAAUGACUAUUGAGCCACUAUGAUUCACUUUAUUGAGCAGAAGUUGUUUUUAUAUUGUACAACAUUGUUGAGUGUCUACAUUUUUUUUUUUUCUUAACAAUAUCUUAUUAUUAUCGCACAUUUUCCGCCUUUAUCAUCUUAUUUUUAUAUAAUUAUGCCAACAGUUACUUUUGUGCUAAAACAUCCUCAAACAGCAAAUGUGAAUCUUCUAGUAUGUAGCAGAUUAAAAGAUUUUUUUACAGAGCACUAUUGUGCUGAAAUAUUUUGGGUAACAGCCUCAUGUUGAAGAUGAGCAUUCCCUUAGUCUGCCGGUUUGGAUUGAUCUUUCAUAUGUUUCAUAAAUAUCAUGAAAUAUAAACAUAUACAGUGGCCUUAAACAUUGGCACAAAAAUAUUUAACACUUUCUAGUUGAUAAUUGCAAAGAUAUCGCAAAAAUAGCUCACAAAAACGUACACAUCUUUUUGUAAUGAAUAUCAGGGGCUUGUUGAUAUUUACUGCAAUAACAUUCCUUCAUACUUAAACAUGGCUCAAAUAUUGAAAACCCUAUGUGGCCACUGUAUAUUUGUAAAGAAUUAACAUUCAUAUUGGUUAGUGUGAAAAUAAACCAUUGCACGACAAUAACACUUAUUAUAACAAAUGAGUUAUGCUAUAUUACAUUUUUAUAAUAUUAUGUUAUUGUUGUUGUUAAAAUAUCAUGUUCAUAUACAGUAGUUCAAAUAUACUUUUUUAUUUUAUCUAUUUUUUUAUAUAUAGUCAUGUUGAUGUCAUAAAAAACUCAAUUCUGGUUAAAGAAUGAUUUACAUCUUAGAAAUAAUGUAAGCUUAAUACUAAAUCCACAGUAAUAAAAUAUACUUUUCCUUGACAAGAACUUUGAUGAGUGAUGAGUGUUAAAAGGUAGCACUCGAUCUAGGUAUCCAGUAUCUUAUCUGGGAAUGCUCACUCUCUCAACCGAUGCUGUAAUUCAAAAAUCACCCUCAGCCCCAAUCAUUUCUAUUCCAAUCCAUUGGUGCCAUAGCAGUUGUUACUUUGGCAAACCCAUCCACCUGUGAGCACUGUGUGUAUGUGUGUGUGUGUGCGCGCGUGCAUGCGUGUGUGUGUGUGUAACUUGGCGAGCGUGGAAGUGUUUUUAAAUUUAUUACUUGACUCACAUGAAAUUUGUUUACUAAAGAUAUCCAAAUAUUAUAUUGUAUGCUCUUCGUACCUAAAUAUUAUGUGCACUAUGUUUGCAUGUACAGUUUUACAAGAGAUUCACUAGUACUUUUGUUAUUGUUAUGAGUGUUUCGGGUACAAAAAAAUAUGAUAACAGGAAAAUAACUGUACAAAUGGCCUUAAUCUUUCACUGAAUUCUUGGAAUUGUGCGAUGCCUUCAGAUAUGAAUCGAUAUAUAUUUUGUGUCUGUGUAUAAUUGCUUUCUAGUGUACAUUUUCUUUGCUCAUGUAAAAAAAAUCUAUUGUAAUUUUUGGAAUCAGUGAUUAAUCAGAGAAAGCAUGGCUGGAGUUCUGAUUGUUUAGUAAAUCGAUAUAAUGAUGAAAUUAUUAUUUCUGUAUCAAGUACUAAUUUUGGAAUAAAUAUUCUUAAUAUACA
This is a messenger RNA of Paramisgurnus dabryanus, 7825 nucleotides long. The record is from RefSeq and is a predicted model, not a curated record. Lineage: Eukaryota; Metazoa; Chordata; Actinopteri; Cypriniformes; Cobitidae.